AUGUUUACCCAAUUACACUUCUCUAAACUACGUAAAAAUGCUAAAGAACCGGUUCGCAUGACAAGCGAGUCUUCCGGAUUUGAUUUAGCAAGCUGUGAAGUUGAGCCUGUUAUAAUUAGACCUCAAAGUAAAGCCAUCAUACCUACAGGUAUUGCUAUUGCUCUGCCACCAGGCUUUAGUGGACGGAUAGCUUCGCGAUCAUCUUUAUCGUGCAAACAUUCAAUUGAAGUUGGUGCUGGUAUCAUUGAUUCUGAUUUUCGUGGCCAUAUUCAUGUUGUAUUGUAUAAUCACUCAAUUACCGAUGAAUACAAAGUCAUGGAAGGUGAUCGUAUCGCUCAGUUGUUGAUUGAGAAAGUUUACCACCCAAAGUUGGUAGAGGUAAAGCCUGAUAUGUUGAUUACCGCUCACGAUGCUGAUAUCAUAAAUAUUGAUGCAGGUGAGGGUUCUUCAACCAGCAAUCAUGUGCAAGAACGUGGAACAAAAGGACUUGGAAAUCAAGAAAAUAAAUAA
Molecule: messenger RNA, 510 nt
Organism: Panonychus citri (citrus red mite)
Lineage: Eukaryota; Metazoa; Arthropoda; Arachnida; Trombidiformes; Tetranychidae
Exons: 1
Coding region: 1-510 (169 amino acids)
Biological process (GO): dUTP catabolic process; dUMP biosynthetic process
Molecular function (GO): magnesium ion binding; dUTP diphosphatase activity
Source: RefSeq, a predicted model, not a curated record